Necator americanus (New World hookworm) is the source of this 402-nucleotide messenger RNA. RefSeq lists its product as uncharacterized. The coding region runs from base 1 to 402 and encodes 133 amino acids. The record is from RefSeq and is a predicted model, not a curated record. The transcript has 2 exons. NCBI's taxonomy places the organism in Eukaryota, Metazoa, Nematoda, Chromadorea, Rhabditida, Ancylostomatidae.
AUGAGCAUCGAAAAUUACACCAAAUACUGCGGCGAAUUUGGCUCAGCGUCGUCUAGAUGCGCCUUUGUUCGACUGCGGGAUUGCAGAGGACGUGAACUCUGGGCCGUAAAUGCUCACGUAUCUACGGAAAGCGAUGAGGACAACACAGGUGGUCAUUGUCGGGAUCGAUGCAAAUGCGAAGAUGGCACGCGAACAGCAAAAGAAGAAGGAAAAGGGUACUAUCCAGUGGAGCGCACGUCGGACAACAGUGACCGUCUGGUCGACUUACGUGAACUGACGGGCCUCAUCAUCGCUUCCACGUUCAAGAUGAGUCAUCGACGCCAUCAGCUCACGUGGCAGAGGUCAACCCUUUCAACCCCUGAAAAGCAGCGCAAGCGGAAGAUGAGGAUUCUAAAACUUUAG